Messenger RNA from Annulohypoxylon maeteangense, 708 nucleotides. RefSeq lists its product as uncharacterized. The record is from RefSeq and is a predicted model, not a curated record. The coding region runs from base 1 to 708 and encodes 235 amino acids. Lineage: Eukaryota; Fungi; Ascomycota; Sordariomycetes; Xylariales; Hypoxylaceae. The transcript has 3 exons.
AUGGGUGUCUGGGGUCCAGGUCUCAUGCAAUGUGAUGAUGACUAUGAGAUUGCCAAGGAUUUGUCGGAGAUGUGUGGAUGUCAACUCCUCUUCGAAGGCGCUGGCCAACAUGAAAAGAAAGAAGACACGAUCAGAACCUUGAAUGGCGGCGUCUUCUCCAAGAAAUUCGACCGGAUCUUUUCCGCCAAUUCCCGACCUCUUACAAGCCAUCACAGGCGUGAACGUCUGCUUAUUAUCUUCGCCAUGCUCGCAAUGAGGUUAGGUGUCAGAAUAGAGAGUGAUCACUUGAGACAUCUUCAUCUACUUCGGCCCUGGCUUCCCACCAUGGAGCAACAACUUCAGCUAUUCACCGCAGUCGAGGAAUACAAGAAUGAUGGUACACCUUGGAUUACAGGCUCGAAGAAUCUCGCAGAAAUGCAGACUAGCAAGGCAAAUCCGGGCCUCGUUGAUCCCUUCUGGUAUAGCGGUUUAGGGCACUCUGCAGAUGAGAAUCCUACGGCGGAGAUGAGUAGCAAGUCCUGUCUCAGUUGUAGAGAUAGUGAACCUCGCCUUCGUUGUUGUUUGCGUUGCAAGAUGGCUCGAUACUGCAGUAAAAAGUGCCAGCGCCACGACUGGCAAGUCCAUAAAAGAGUCUGCGAAGUUCAUGAAAACCCUCGUGUCUCCUCCACCAAAGAGGAGCUAACAACGCCGGUGACCAACACGAUGUAG